AGGAAGGUGCGGACCUGGGCACGGAGUACAUUGCAAGGAAAUAUUGUAUGUGAUAUGGUAGAGAGGUUCUGCUGUAACCCGCAAGCAGUGUCUCUUGUGUAGUCGUGUGAGUGUGGCACGCGAUGCUGUCGAAGUUUCAGGAGCAGCUUGCCUUCAUCUGAUGUUCCUUACGGAGACCAAUGUCUUACAUUCUUUCCAGUGUAUAUUUGUGGAGAGCAAAAUAUCUUGCGGCCAAAAUACAAAGAAACACCCAAGUUUCAGACACUGGUUAUAUAACAUCAUGUUGGAGCAGUUUCUUUACAUUGCUGUGUCUAGAGGCCUGGCUGCCUGCUGCGGCCGAGUGUGCUGCCCCCGUGUGGGCGUGACGCGGCCAGGCGGCCCCGCCCCGCCCCCAUCGGUCGCCGGCUGCCGCGGGGUUCGCCGGCUGUCACUGCGCCACCGACGUUGGAGCGAUGUGGGGCUGGGCGAGCGUGGCGCUGACCCUGCUGGCCGCGGCUGGUGCUGCCGUGCCGCCGCCGGCGCCGCCGCGCGACCUCUACGACAGCAAGCACGGUGUGAAGAUGGGCGUCGCCACCGACCGCUGCGACGACGGCCGGACGGCCCUGGCGAUGGACUGGGCCGGCUCGCCCGUGCCCCACACCUGCUUCCUGCCGUACAAGCGGCGGCUGGCCGUGCGCUAUGACCUGCCGCCCGUGAACAGCUGCGUCCACCUGGCCUCCACGUACUACCCGCGCCACAUCUGUAUGAAGCAAAAGAUCGUCUAUAACGAAACCAUUCCUACGUACGGGCCCCACCGACCGCUUUGGGCCGUGUUCGGGGAGUACCUGUACGUGCCACCUCAGCGCUGGCUGCACAACGUCGAGCACGGCUCGGUGAUCAUGCUGUACCAUCCGUGCGCCGACUACGAGGCCGUGGCGGAGCUGCGCCAGCUGGUGCGCGGCUGCAUCCGGAAGCAUGUCAUCACGCCGUACCCGGCCCUCUCGGCAGCGCGCGUGGGUAGCUCACUGCGGCCCGACCGACCGGCUCGCACUCAUCGCGCGCCCUCUGUUUCAUCAUGCCAGGCCGCUGGCGCUGGUGGCCUGGGGCUGCCGGAUGGAGAUGGCGCACGUGGACGCGGCUGCCGUGCGCCAGUUCAUCCGCCAGAGAGCGCUGCACGGGCCCGAGGGAGACUACCCCAAGCAGGGCCAAUACGACUUCAAGCUGCUGCGGCCGGCGGAGCCGCCGCUCGGCUCCAGCAUCAACGACACGGUCCUCUGUCCGACGACGGCCUGAGCUGGUCCCGGCUGGGGCCGCAGGCUGGCGGCGCCCGGAGCCGGAGGCAGGACACCGCCGCCAUGGCACGGUGUCGGGCCACUGUGGUCACCGUUUGUGAUGACCCGGGGUCAUCGGAUUAGGUCACGAGCUUGCGGCUGAAGAUAGCUGUGAGUGGAGCACCGAGGGCGAGGCUGGGGGCACACUGGGGCGGGUCACGGCAGCUGUAAUCUGGAGACGACCCGGGCUCAGGUCACAGUGCUACGAUCUGAGGAGGUCGGCGGUCAGGCUGCAAAUGACCAGAUCGCUUGUCUACAGCGGUCUGAGAUGAGCCAUCUGUGCGCACGCUCCGGGCCCGUGAUGCUGGCGGUAUGUGUUGCUGCGCCGUUACCCGUUCACGGCCGAGGGGAGUCGGGCGUCUGUAGCCGGGCCCCGGUACGGCGGCGUGAUGAGCGCCGGUCUGACCUACCCGCAGGCGGCUGGUUGUGGUGCGGUCACCUGUUAUGCACCCGGUCCGUCGUGACCGGCUGACCUGUGAUGACGCUGCUGUUCCACUGUCGAUCUGUCUACCGUCCAAGCCGGGAUCAACGCGUCUAGUCUCUUCUAUCGUGCCUCUAUUGAGGGCAACCCGUCAUUCCUCACACUAGCACUUGGUGCUUGGCUCUUUGAGAUGGUGGUAUUUUAGCAAGGCAGAGGAUUUGACCUCGCACGCCGAGGGCACAGCGCGUGGUGUUCAUAUUUAGCUAGAAUUGGAGCGCAAUCACUGCAAACCGUGCAGCAGCUUUAAACAACCGGCGAUGACAGUAAGUGUGGGUCCGGAGCUGGGUCCGGUGAAGCUGCAGCUAGCCGGCCCUUUCAGCCGGCAGCCUGCGGAGGCGCUUCUGAGAGCGCUGCGACUGUCGUGACCGGGAGAUGCGUCAUGCCGCCCGAUAUCUUACCGAAGACGGGCGCUGUUUCGUCCUGAUCGGUUCACUGGCGUCAGUGAAACCUCAUUCGUUUCUGGAAUACCUCCCCGAUCUCUCAGCGCGGUGCUCAGAAUGGUUACGAUGCAGCGGCGCCAGAGCCGCACACAUUGCGCGCGUCGCUGCCGUGGUGGCCACCGCGCACGCGCCGUGGUACUUAUGUUGACGAGACAUUGGCGGCCGUCGUCCGAUGAUGAUUGGCCAGCGGUAUCGCCUGCGAAAUAACCUCAUUUUUUGCGGGAGUGUUUUUACAUGUUUCUGGGAACCGGAUGGUUAUUGGCAGCCACAGCCCGCAGCCAGGGUACAUGACGCCGACGUGACCAAAGCCGUGGGGUCUUGCCAUGCCGGCCCUACGGGAUUGUUCUCGUGAGAGAGUGAGGAUUCAAUGGUGACUGGUAGCUUAUUUUUGCAGUAAUGCCUUGUAUCUCGUGUUCUUAAAUAUUGCCCUUUGGUGCAGAAGUCCGUGUAUUUUUAACGGUGUCAGCCUAUCUUGCCUUACUGACUGCUACUUAUCGGUGACUUCCGUUGCCUGUGCAGUGUGCAUGCUCUGUCUCUGGCGAGCGGUGGUGCGGGUGUGGCUGCCCUCCGGCUCGGCAGCAGUCGCUCCCCCAUCGUGCCCAUCACGUCGAGACGUUCUCAUGCGAUGCGGGCGGGUGGUGAGGCCUGCGCCGGCUCUGAGAGAGCGGGACCGGUUUGCCCGCUGCCGUCGCCACCCCUGGUGCAGCAGACCAGGUCACUGUUGCGUCUGGGCUGACUUGUGCCGCUAGUCGUGUACCAUUGUGACACCGGUGUGACGUCCGCUUCGCCUAAUACACGCCAAGGGAUGCGGGAGCG
Pollicipes pollicipes is the source of this 3047-nucleotide messenger RNA. RefSeq lists its product as uncharacterized. Gene Ontology annotation, cellular component: cytoplasm. The transcript has 7 exons. The coding region runs from base 453 to 1394 and encodes 313 amino acids. NCBI's taxonomy places the organism in Eukaryota, Metazoa, Arthropoda, Thecostraca, Pollicipedomorpha, Pollicipedidae. The record is from RefSeq and is a predicted model, not a curated record.